UAUGUAGCAGAAUGAGCAAUAAACGCAAGCUAGUUAUUAAUGGCCGUUUUUGAUUUCAGACAAACAAAUCAUUGAGCUUCUGUGGAAGUGCAGAGCACCGGCGUCGUACAGUUUCAAAAUCAACGGUUGGAGUACGGUCCCAAGCAUCCCCAUUUUACAUGCCGCUCCUUCUAAAUCGAAUUUGAUUCUAUUCAAUUUUGUUUGCAAUUGCAGCAGUUUUUGGUUAUGGGUAGCUUUCAUUUGAACGAUUCGAUUAUGGGUUUCUGUUUUCUCUUCUUCUCACUCUCUGGUCACUGGUCAGUCAAAACUGUCCUUCUCUGCCAUGCCUCUUUCUUCUUAAAGCAGCAUCAGAUUUCUGUUUUCGAAAACUGACUCUGAUUUUUCCCUUUCCAAAUCAAAUGUUAGUUGCCCUUCAAAUCUCCUCCUGUACUUCAAGGAGAACCCGUCGAAAGCCGUCGUUCAGAGCCAGAGACAAUAAUGAGAAGCUUCGAGCGAGCUCUGCAGUGUCUUAGGGCUCUGGUGGAGACCAAAGUGUGGGAUUAUUGCAUUGUCUGGAAAUCGAGGGAUGAUUCUUCCAGGUUCAUUGAUUGGGUGGGUUGCUGCUGUAGCGGUGGAAACGCCGGCGCCGGCGCCGGGAAAGAGGAAGCCGGAGAGCCGAAUCCGGCUGCUACCCUUUGCAAGGAUUCUCAAUUCCAACAUUUUAGGAGUACAAACGCUUGCCAAGCACUUGCUCAGUUCCCUUCUUCGAUACGAUUGAAUUCAGGGAUUCAUGGAGAUGUUUUGAUUUCGAACCAACCCAUGUGGGUUACAAGUGCUGAAGUUUCUUCUACUUCAAGCUUUUCACUUGAGUUGACUGGAACCCGAGUUCUAAUUCCGAUUUCUGCUGGGAUUGUGGAGCUUUUUGCUACAAAACAUAUUCCGAGAGAGGGAGAGGUUAUAGACUUUGUAGUGGCUCUCUGUAAUUUCUCUCUGGAGCAAGAAGUUGAUACAGAGAGUGAAUUAGAUGGUGGCCUCAAGGAGCAAAGUCUUCAGUCAUCUCCCAAGUACUACUCAGUAAACUGGCCAGAUUCUCAGCCCUUUGUAGAUUUCAAAUCCAAGCUUGAAAUUCUUCCCUCUGUAUCCCAGUCCAGCUCUUUUCCUAGCUGUGAAGGAUCAUCCAGUGCCUCAAAGCCUUCCAAUGAGCACCAAUACCUUGAUUCCUAUUCGAGUUUGGUUUCGCGUGAGUUCUUAAAUCAACCAAUUCGCAGGUCUUUCGGGUCGAAAAAGCCAAUGCCCCAAGAAGACUUGCUGAAACAGCAAAGAGAUGAGGUUUCGGGAUAUUCGAAGAUCUUGGAGAAAGAUGAAGCAAAAAUUGGAGGGAGACAAGGAAAGGAAAUUUACAAAUCCAAGAACCUCAUCACAGAGAGAAAGAGAAGAAACAAGAUCAGGGAUCGUCUCUACGCUCUACGUGCAUUGGUUCCCAAUAUAUCCAAGAUGGAUAGAGCAUCAAUCAUUGUGGAUGCUAUUAACUACAUUAGGGAGUUGGAAGAGAAUGCGAAAAGCCUCCAGAAUGAACUCAUUCAACUGGAGCAUAAGGACUCUCAAAAGAACAAACAACAUUUAAAGAUUUCACCAUUAGAGAGGAAAAACGAUGACACGACAUGUCGGUCUCUGGUUCAGCACGAUCGGCCGACGCUURUCCUUGGUGAGGAGAAGCCUUCGGAGGUAGGAUAUCAGGUGGAAGUGGAAGUGAUGCAGAUUAAUGAAAGAGAUUUCAUCAUCAAGCUAUUCUGCGUGAGGAAACAAGGCGGCGUUGUGAGGUCGAUCGAGGCUAUGGAUUCACUGGGCUUGCAGGUUGUUGAUGUCAAUAUUACCACCUUUGGGAGUAUGGUCCUGAACAUUUUCCAUGUUGAGGCGAAUGAAAAUGACAUUCAGCCAAAGAGAUUGAGAGACUCACUGAUCAAGCUAACAAGCAGAGAAAUCAGACGAAUAAAAUAGGCUGCACAAAGGGAAAGUUUUUAUAAGCUCAACUUGAUGUUAACAUCUUAGAAAGGGAGACUUGUUAUUUCAUCAAAAUGAGCUAUGGUAAAUAACUUCUUUUAUC
Molecule: messenger RNA, 2083 nt
Organism: Momordica charantia (bitter melon)
Lineage: Eukaryota; Viridiplantae; Streptophyta; Magnoliopsida; Cucurbitales; Cucurbitaceae
Product: basic helix-loop-helix (bHLH) DNA-binding superfamily protein
Biological process (GO): regulation of DNA-templated transcription
Cellular component (GO): nucleus
Molecular function (GO): DNA-binding transcription factor activity; protein dimerization activity; sequence-specific DNA binding
Source: RefSeq, a predicted model, not a curated record